This is a messenger RNA of Malaya genurostris, 2643 nucleotides long. It is a transcript of the gene fand, whose product is annotated as pre-mRNA-splicing factor syf1 homolog. Gene Ontology annotation, biological process: generation of catalytic spliceosome for first transesterification step; mRNA splicing, via spliceosome. Gene Ontology annotation, molecular function: protein binding. Lineage: Eukaryota; Metazoa; Arthropoda; Insecta; Diptera; Culicidae. Bases 51 to 2636 code for a protein of 861 amino acids. The transcript has 2 exons. Gene Ontology annotation, cellular component: post-mRNA release spliceosomal complex; U2-type catalytic step 2 spliceosome; Prp19 complex. The record is from RefSeq and is a predicted model, not a curated record.
GUUUUUUUUGUUGAUCUUUUUCUGCAAACCUACAUACUUCCCAAAAAACGAUGCCCAUAUCGUCGGAGGUUGAUUUGACCGAGGUGUUUUUCAAUGAAGAAGAUCUUCCAUAUGAGGAGGAAAUUCUGAGAAAUGCCUAUUCGGUUAAACACUGGAUGCGCUAUGUUGAGCAUAAACGAAAUGCACCGAAGUUUGUUAUCAACACAGUGUUUGAGCGUGCUCUGAAAGAACUGCCCGGAUCUUACAAGUUGUGGUACAACUACCUGAAAACAUUACGAAGGCAAGUCAAAGGGAAAUGCAUUACCGAUCCGGAGUACGAGGAAGUUAAUAACGCCUUUGAGCGAUCGCUAGUGUUUAUGCACAAAAUGCCUCGAAUCUGGAUGGAUUAUUGCAGCUUUAUGACAGCACAGUGUCGGAUAACACGCACCAGACAGGUUUUUGAUAGAGCCCUGAGAGCUUUGCCAAUCACUCAACAUCAACGAAUCUGGCCAUUGUAUUUGGAAUUUCUGAGUAAGUUUGACAUCCCAGAAACGGCCGUACGAGUUUGGCGACGGUUCCUGAAACUGUGUCCGGAGGAUGCCGAAGAAUAUGUGGAGUUUCUAAUUUCGAUCGGUCACUUGGACGAAGCAGCACAGCAAUUGGCAAGCAUAGUUGAUAAUGAAAGUUUUGUUUCAAAACAUGGCAAAUCAAACCAUCAGUUGUGGAAUGAGCUUUGCGAGUUGAUUUCAAAAAAUCCCGACAAGGUGCACUCACUGAAUGUUGAUGCUAUAAUUCGUGGAGGUUUGAGAAGAUAUACCGAUCAAUUGGGUCAUUUGUGGAAUUCGCUAGCUGAUUACUACGUUCGUAGUGGUCUGUUUGAUAGAGCUAGGGACAUCUACGAAGAAGCUAUUCAAACUGUUACGACGGUUCGGGAUUUCAGUCAAGUAUUCGAUGCAUAUGCUCAAUUUGAAGAGUUAAGUUUAAGCAAAGUCAUGGAGGAAUUGGCCAAAAAUUCUAACCCAACCGACGAUGACGAAAUCGAUAUUGAACUUCGAAUGGCUCGUUUCGAGUAUUUGAUGGAACGAAGACUUUUACUAUUGAAUAGUGUUCUAUUGCGUCAAAAUCCCCAUAACGUGGCAGAAUGGCACAAACGAAUUGAACUGUACGAAGGGAAACCACACGAGAUUAUUAAUACCUACACGGAAGCAGUUCAUACGGUGCAGCCGAAGUUAGCUGUUGGUAAACUUUACACGCUGUGGGUGGAAUUUGCGAAAUUCUAUGAACAAAAUAACCAACUACCGGAUGCUCGCAUCGUGUUUGAAAAAGCAGUCCAAGUUGACUAUUUGAAGGUAGAUGAAUUGGCCAGUGUUUGGUGCGAAUGGGCUGAAAUGGAAAUCCGAGCGGAGAACUUCGACGACGCUUUGAAGAUAAUGCAAAGGGCCACUGCCAUGCCCAAGCGGAAAGUUGCCUAUCACGAUGACACCGAAACGGUACAGAUGAGAGUGUACAAAAGUCUUAAACUGUGGUCAAUGUACGCUGAUUUGGAAGAAUCUUUCGGAACAUUCCAAACCUGCAAGCAGGUGUACGAUCGAAUCUUGGAUCUCAAGAUCUGCACACCACAAAUCAUCAUAAAUUUUGGUUUGUUUCUAGAAGAACACAACUAUUUUGAGGAGGCAUUUAAAGCGUACGAAAAAGGAAUAUCUCUUUUCAAAUGGCCAAAUGUGUAUGACAUCUGGAAUACUUAUUUAACAAAAUUUUUGAAACGAUAUGGUGGACAAAAGUUGGAACGAGCACGCGACUUGUUUGAACAAUGUCUAGACGGUUGUCCACCUGAGUUGGCUAAAAAUCUCUACCUUCUGUACGCAAAGCUUGAAGAAGAUCACGGCCUUGCUCGACACGCGAUGGCCGUCUACGAGCGGUCCACUACGGCUGUCAAGGAGGAUGAAGCGUUCGCCAUGUUCAAUCUAUACAUUAAGAAAGCAGCUGAAAUCUACGGUAUUCCGAGAACCCGACAGAUCUACGAGAAAGCCAUUGAAGCUCUACCGGAAGCCCAGUCACGGCAGAUGUGCAUGCUGUUUGCCGAAAUGGAAACCAAGCUGGGUGAAAUCGAUCGGGCCCGAGCUAUUUACGCCCAUUGUAGUCAAAUGUGCGAUCCUCGCGUCACUGCAGAGUUUUGGCAAACGUGGAAAGAGUUCGAAAUUCGACAUGGUAACGAAGAUACGAUGCGAGAGAUGCUGCGCAUCAAACGUUCCAUCCAGGCAACCUACAAUACACAAAUCAAUAUGAUGUCGGCUACAUUGAUCAAUUCGGCUGUGACUGGGGCUGGAUCGGAACCGAAGGAUGCCAUGCGGGCACUGGAAACGAAGGCCGCCGAAACUGCAUCUCGUGCUAUUGCGGCAGUGGGUGCCAGCGGUGGGAAUAUUAUGUUCGUACGUGGGGAAACGCAAGGGGGCUCAAAGAAGGACGACAAAGUUGUCAAUCCGGAUGAGAUUGAUAUUGACGAAGACGAGGAUGAAGAUGAGGACGAAACAAACGAAACAGAAGGCGCUGGUGAAGAAGAGGACAUUAGAAAGAAAAUGCCAGUGCAAAAGCAAGCUGUUCCAGCGAAAGUAUUUGGUAGUUUACGAAAAGAAGAUGAAGAAGACGACUAUGAUUAAAAGUAUG